This is a messenger RNA of Cherax quadricarinatus, 961 nucleotides long. The record is from RefSeq and is a predicted model, not a curated record. Lineage: Eukaryota; Metazoa; Arthropoda; Malacostraca; Decapoda; Parastacidae.
CUCCAGGUAUUCUCCAGGUAUACUCCAGGUGGUUGAGUGUGGGUCAUACGUAGUGUGAGUGUUAUCGUUAAUGUUUCCUUAUCCAGGCACAAGAUGGCGCGGGGCGUUCAUGAAGGAGGUCGCAGCUCCAGACUCAGCUGUGGACCAGCAACCCAUGCAAGAACCGAAGCUAGAACCGAAGUGGAAGCCAAGGCUGGACUCCAGGUGGAAACCGAAGGUGGAAAUGAAACCGGAGCCGAAGCCAGAAGAGAAGUUGAAACCGAGGGUGGAAUCCAGGUGGAAACCGAAGGUGGAAAUGAAGCCGGAGCCGAAGCCAGAAGAAAAGUUGAAACCAAGACUGGAAUCCAGGUGGAAACCGAAGGUGGAAACGAAGCCAGAACUGAAAGCAGAGACGAAGCCGGAACUGAAACCAGAGGCAAAGUUGGAACUGAAACCAGAAUCGAAGCCAGAAGAGUUGAAACCAAAACUGGAAUCCAGGUGGAAACCAAAGGUGGAAUCAAAACCAGAACCAAAACCAGAACAGAAGCCGGAGCCGCGAUGGAAACCAAGGCCAGACCUGAAGUCAGAACCAGAACCGGAACUAACCCCAAAACCAAAGUGGAAAUCAAAACCGGAGCCAAAAUCGGAACCGAAACCAGAACCGAUGCCGGAGCCGGAGCCGGAACCGGAGACUACAGCCGAAGAUGACGCUAGCAGCGACCUCCUGUGUCCGUUAUGCUCGGAGUUAUACGACGACGAGCAGCGGGAACCCGUCCUCCUCCCGCGGUGUGGACACACCUUCUGCAGGCCCUGUCUCUCCAAGGACGUGAAGAAGGGCCACUUCCCGUGCCCCACCUGCAGGAAGCGUCACCUCAAGCCCACUGUCGACCAGCUCCCUGUGCAAGCUGACCUCCUGGCCAGAGCAGAGGCCUUCAGGGAGUCCAAGGUUAGCAAUUACACUGCUUGAUGGCUUGCAAAGACC